Molecule: messenger RNA, 255 nt
Organism: Mesorhabditis belari
Lineage: Eukaryota; Metazoa; Nematoda; Chromadorea; Rhabditida; Rhabditidae
Source: the annotation of a GenBank genome assembly
AUGACGUUGAGCGACGCGCAAUUCAUGUUUUCGUUCAACUUCGACGAAUAUGCUAAAGCAGUUCACAAUUCAACAACUGGAUGGAUCUUCGAUAUCCGAAGACGGAAUAAAUGCCCAAGGAUGAAAGCCGAUGAUAAAAGUCGAAGAGCGUAUGAAGAUAGGCAAAUGCUUGAGCUGUACUCGAGUGCCGAGCGGAAACUUCGGAGUCGAGCAGAUGCGACACGAGAAAGAAGAGGAACAGAAACGAGCCGAAGA